Messenger RNA from Oncorhynchus kisutch (coho salmon), 7871 nucleotides. RefSeq names its product cAMP-specific 3',5'-cyclic phosphodiesterase 4C. Gene Ontology annotation, molecular function: 3',5'-cyclic-nucleotide phosphodiesterase activity. Lineage: Eukaryota; Metazoa; Chordata; Actinopteri; Salmoniformes; Salmonidae. The coding region runs from base 1537 to 3423 and encodes 628 amino acids. The transcript is spliced from 10 exons. Gene Ontology annotation, biological process: signal transduction. The record is from RefSeq and is a predicted model, not a curated record.
UUGGUUUUUUUGUCACCCUGAGGGGAAUGUAGCAUGUUGCAACUGUUUCAGAAUGCAGAAGACAGCAGUUUGUGUGUGUGUGUGUGCUCCUGGCUGACAGAGAAGCAGAGAGAAUGCUGUGGCCUUUAAGAGCAGACAGGCGACAUAAAGACACAUACACACAAAACCACACCAACAUGAACGCACAUAUAUGAACACCCUCCCUUGUACUCUCGCUCUUACACGCUCUCUCUCUCACAGACACACUUUUCCGACAGGCGUACAUGCUGUCUGCAGCACAUGCGCAUUCAGGCUGCACGCACACACACACGAACACACACACAAGUGCACGCUGUCUGGCUGAUUAGCUUGCAAGGGCUGUCUACAGCAUCCAGGGAGACGGCGCUACAGGAGGCAGCAGGGCUUUGCUACGGCAGAGAGGAAGGGAAGAGGAAGGGAAAAUAAGGGGAGCCUGAAGCUCUUGGAUUAGUUUCAACCUGAGACAUAAUUUAACCAGCCCAGGGAGACACGAUGGAGUGACUGGGAUACUGCGGGGGAAGCUACUGGGAGAAGGACUGUGGACUGUGUGUGUGUGUGUUGGGAUCAUCGCUGAGGCACAUACGGGGCAGAUGCAGCAGGAGGACGACUGGGCCCGGCCCCUGGAUCCGGUGCGCUGUGGGGGAGGGGCACUUUGCAGAGUAGACGCAACGCAGGGAGACGAGGAGAGAGCCUGUUUUUCCCCACACCGAGCGCUCCGAUGUGAUUUUGUAGCCUGACCGACCGUCUGCUAGCUACAUCACAGGCCUGGCUCCCUAUUUCUCUAUUUCUGUCUCUCCUUCCUUCUCUUCUCUCUCCAUUGCCUUUCGUCUCCCUCUCUGUCACUCUCUGUCCUCUUCCUCUGUCCCAUCGCUCAAUACUACGGUCAUCUUUCCCACCCUGUCGUCACUGUCUUUCCAUCCCUCCAUCCUUCUAAGCUCCUCUGUCCUCUUUUAUCUCCAUCUGUCUGUCUCUCUGACCUUCUCCAACAUCUUGGCUUUUCUCUCUUCCCUCUCCCCCAUUGCCUCUGUUUGCCCUUCAGACGGUCCCCCUCUCACUCUCCAUCUUCUCCCAUCCUAUCCCCCCCUCUCCCCACUCUGCUGUUUGAUUUGGGUCAGUUCUGCUCACCAGCUGGGAUGAGAUGUAGUCUCUGGAGCUUGGAGAUCCAGGGGGCUCCUGGCCUGCCGUUUGCGGGGCACCCUCAUCUGUGGACCGUCCUCACACUGGGGCCCAUAUCUGGACGCACUGGGUGGGUGGCCUGCUUCCAGGAGAACUGCAUGUAGUGACGGACUGUGAGCACCAGUGGACCCUGUCCCUCUCCCCCUCCUCCCCCCUUGGCGGGGGGAAGCUGUCGCUCUGGAGUGUCCCGGCCUGGCCGGCUGCGGCCUACACGCUGCCCACACGCUGACGACGAAUCCCUCCUCAUGCUGCUGGGACACCUGCAGCGCCCCCACCCCCAGCCCGCUCCACUACCGGUCCUCCUGUCUGGGCAAGCGCCCCUCGCCCCCCGUCACCCUAAGCAUGGGUGUGGUAGAGGCCAUUGAUCCCGCCUCGCCGUCCCCUUGCCCCUCGCCCGUGCCAGGCGGCUACCGGCUGCCCCGCUCUUCCACCAGCUUCAGCCAGCUGCAGGGGAGGGGAGGAGGGCCAGACCUGGAGCUGGACCUAGGUGCGACUGCCGGAGGGGUUCUGGAAGGGUCUGGGACGGCAGCAGAGCUCAGGACACCUCUGGUAGACCUGUUCUGUGAGACCUGCUCGAGACCAUGGCUCAUUGGAUGGUGGGACCAGUUUAAGAGGAUGUUGAACCGGGAGCUAUCUCACCUGUCAGAGAUGAGUCGUUCAGGUAACCAGGUGUCUGAAUACAUCUCCACUACCUUCCUGGAUAAGCAGAAUGAGGUAGAGAUCCCGUCUCCGACCCUGCGGGAGCGCGACCGGGACAAGCCCAUGUGUCAUAUCAGUGGAGUGAAGAAGCUGACACACAGCUCCAGCCUGUCCAUCAACACCACCAUGCCACGCUUCGGAGUCAAGACUGAACAGGAGGAUGCACUGGCCAGGGAGCUGGAUGACUUGAAUAAGUGGGGCCUUAAUAUCUUUCGUCUGGCUGAGUUCUCCAAUAAUAGGCCUCUCAGCUGCAUCAUGUUCGCCAUCUUCCAGGAGAGGGAUCUGUUGAAGACGUUUCAAAUCCCUGUCGACACCUUCGUGACCUACGUUAUGACCCUGGAGGACCACUACCAUGCCAACGUGGCCUACCACAACAGCCUCCACGCCGCUGACGUCACACAGUCCACCCACGUCCUGCUGUCCACACCGGCUCUGGACGCUGUGUUCACUGAUCUGGAGAUCCUGGCUGCGUUAUUUGCUGCUGCCAUCCAUGAUGUGGAUCAUCCUGGCGUGUCCAACCAGUUCCUCAUCAACACCAACUCGGAGCUGGCUCUGAUGUACAACGAUGAGUCAGUCCUGGAGAACCACCACCUGGCCGUGGGCUUCAAGCUGCUCCACGAGGACAACUGUGACAUCUUCCAGAACCUCAGCAAGAGGCAGAGACAGAGCCUGCGCAAGCUCGUUAUCGAUAUGGUGUUGGCGACAGAUAUGUCCAAGCACAUGAGUUUGCUGGCUGAUCUGAAGACCAUGGUGGAGACGAAGAAGGUGACCAGUUCAGGAGUGCUCCUGCUCGACCACUACACUGAUCGCAUCCAGGUACUGAGGAACAUGGUGCACUGUGCGGACCUAAGUAACCCCACCAAGCCCCUGAUCGUGUACAGAGAGUGGACUGAGCGCAUCAUGGAGGAGUUCUUUAGACAGGGGGACAAGGAGAGGGAGAGAGGCAUGGAGAUCAGCCCUAUGUGUGACAAACACACUGCUUCUGUGGAAAAGAGUCAGGUGGGCUUCAUUGACUACAUUGUGCACCCUUUGUGGGAGACGUGGGGGGACCUGGUGCACCCUGACGCCCAGGACAUCCUGGACACUCUGGAGGACAACAGGGACUGGUACCAGAGCACCAUCCCCCAGAGCCCCAUCUCCCCACCCCCAAUCCCCCUCGGCCCAGACAAGAGGCUCAACGCCUGCAUCGACAAGUUCCAGUUCAAGCUCACCUUGGAUGACGACACGGAGGGAGGACAGGAGGACGAAGAAGAGGAGGAGGAGGGGAAAACCACCCCCAAUCACAUGGUGCUGGACCGCAGUCAGGGAGAGGAGGAAGACAAGAAAGAAGAGGGGGAAGGAGAGGAUGUGGUAAAGGAUGAAAGGGAAGGAGACAUCAUCGAGGAGGAAGGGGAAUUAGGGAUGGAGGAGGAGGAGGAGAAGAGGGGAGUUCUUCAGCGAGCUCAGUCAGGGGUGGAGAUACACUCUGACACAAGCCCCGUGGAGGACGAGGAGGAGGAAGACUCCUCCUCACCAGCUGAUGACACAUGAGUUUCGCUCCUCUCUCCCUGGCCACACCCCACAUGCACACACCACGCCCCUGUUGUCCAUCCUUUAUUUCCGAUGGCCAAAACCCAAUAUCAAAUAAGACUACAUAGACAAUAGACCUUUAAAUCUAUUUUUCAAAAAGGGAACUAAAAUAAUAUUGCUUAAAGAAAAGCUAUUUACACAGCAACUGUAGAUUUGGAGCUGGAGGUGUUUCUUCCAGCUGAUGCUUGAGGAACUGCUAUGAGGACAAAGAGGAACAUAGAGAAGCAUUAAUAAUGGGCCAUUGAAGACAGUGUAGCACUGGAACUGAAACACACACACAUAAACAUGCACAAACUCACCUCCACACACAAACACACCUCACUCACACACUUUGAUUCAUGGAAGAAAAAAAACUCUGAAGUCUACACACGAGAAUGUGUGUGUUUGUGUGUUUGCGCGUGCCUAUGUGUGCGUGUAUGUUUAGAGGAAUCUGAUUGGUAACGAAUCUCUUUGGAAAAAGCCAUCUCUAUAUGGAGUAUUAACUAGCGUCAGUCAGUAUUACUAGUUCAUGUUUGUUAGAAUUCAACAAGAACUCUGUUUUUUUCUGAGUGACUUAUUUUCCAUUUCUGUCGGAAAGAAAACUACAGAUAUCUAUCUAUAGAGGAGGAAUGGAGCGAGAAAAGAAGAGAGGAUUAAGUUUAAUAAAGAAAGGAAGAUGCUGUGAUGAGGGGACCUGAGGGUCCCGCCUCCAUUUUCCCAUUUUCCCUUUAUGAAGAAGUGCUACCGGUACAAGAUGGCUGUGUGCCUUUCUGGAAACACCAGCUCCUGAAACAUGGAGCUGUCGUGAAGCAGUGCAUCGUGGGACAGGAGUGUCGGCUUUUGUCUUCAUUUUAGAUUGUCUCUUGUUCAAAUAUCUAUUGUAACUGUUAAUGAUUGUGUGUGUGUGUGUGUGUGUGUGUGUGUGUGUGUGUGUGUGUGUGUGUGUGUGUGUGUGUGUGUGUGUGUGUGUGUGUGUGUGUGUGUGUGUGUGUGUGUGUGUGUGUGUCACAUGCUCAGUAUGUUUCUGUGGUGACAGGUUUUCAGCUGUAAGUCUUCCUUUGUUGCUUUUCAAGUUGAUGAGACGUUUCAGAACUCGUAGAUAAGGAGCAGUCACUACCACUACACCACCACACCUGCUGCUUGUGGACUCUCCAGUUUUUACAUAUGAAAAUUAUUUUUAUUUUUUACUUUCUGAGGAUAAGCCAUGUGAUACUUUACAGUAUAUGUUCUGCCUGUUUUCUAUUUUUUAUUGUUUUUGCUAAAUAUGUUUGAAGGAUUAGGAUAAUAUCAUCAGCAGCACAAAUUCACAUUCCAUCUCUUACCCACUCACACUGUAUUUAUUCACCAGUCUCUUCUCACUUACUGCAUCAGUUGUCACCAAAGCAACAGAUUGGAAACUGAUGAGGAGAGAUGCUUUGACGGGGCAGACUGAGAGGAUUUUGUCAGGGUGAUUUUAGGAUUGGAGGGAAUCGAAAGAACGAGCUUGACCAGAAAGGAGGCUGUUCAGACAGUCACACACAGCCAUUCUUGUUAUGUUUUAAGCUUUUCUGCCUUAAUGUCAAAUGCAGGAUACAUACCUGCAACUAUGUAGAUUUAUAAGAUAAAUUCUAAAUAUCCUAGUAUAUUUAUACCAUGUCUGUAUGCCUCUGUAUGUGAGUGUCUGUGUGUCUAUACACAAUGUACCCAGUACCCAUAUUAAGAAUGUGUUGUGUCGAGAGAGAGAGAGAGAGAGAGAGAGAGAGAGAGAGAGAGAGAGAGAGAGAGAGAGAGAGAGAGAGAGAGAGAGAGAGAGAGAGAGAGAGAGAGAGAGAGAGAGAGAGAGAGAGAGAGAGAGAGAGAGAGAGAGAGAGAGAGAGAGAGAGAGAGAGAGAGAGAGAGAGAGAGAGAGAUUUCUCUUCUUGUGUGUCAUCACGCACUAGAGUCACCAUCCUGGCUGUAUGAGGACAUGGUCACGGGAUUGAUCAGCACACAGCUUGAAUAGGUCUCAGUUUGACUUGGAGUUGUUCACAGGGUAAAAAAACAACAACAUAAGUAUAGCUGGUUUCUGCUGGUCGGUAACGUAGCUCGUCUAAAGAACAGCCUGUGCCUGAUGGAACAGAGGCCUGAGAUCCGUCCAGUCCAGCUCUGUGAUUGGCUGGAGCAGCAUUGCGGUGUCACUGCACAGGCCUUUAUUGUUGGAAUGGGAAUCCAACGUUACUGUCUCAGUACCUGGAGUAGGAGAUUCCCAUGAAGCUUCCCUCUGUCUUUGAAGAUAUACGGCUUUGUUUAUCUGGCUUUUUGUUUUUUCAUGAGCUAUAAAAACAAAUAAAUAUUUUAUUGCCAUUUUAACACAAUACUGUAGCGAUCAUUUCUUAUUAAGAAAUUAUUCAUUCGAUGAAUUGCUGCCAUUCUUUUUAAAUAUUGAACAGAAAACCAUGGAAAAUACCACAAGUUUGUGUACAGUUUUUAUUUUUGUAUCAUUCUGGUGGAUGGAUGGUCAAGAAACGAAACUAUAAGGACAUAUUGAUUAUAUAACUAUUAGCAUUAUCACAGCUUGUUUUGUAUAUUUUGUAAUGUUGGAUUGUAAAUUAGAAAUUGAUUCAGGUCAUUAUCAUUGAUAAUUAACCAUGUUUUAGUUACAAGAAAAUAACUUAAUCAGUAAAACACUACUGGCCACACCAUCACGCUUUCCUUCUCUUUUUCUGUCCUCAUCUUUCCUCUGUCUUUCUCUUUUGUGCUAUCAUUUUUCUCACACACAGAAGUGUGUAAAUUUCAUUAUUAGAUUAAUUAGAUGGAUUGGAUGAAUCAGGAUUAGAUUAAUCAUCAGAAAAAUGAAAAUAUUUUGUACCAGAACUUUAUUUCAAGGGAGGUUGUAGGGUAGACAGUGUGGUUAAAGUAAUAUGUGGGUACAGUAUGUGUUUGUUGGAAGAUUUGGUAGUUAUGUCUCUCACUAGUUCCGUUGGACCUGGUUUAAACCUUAGUUUUUUUCUAUUGUGCUAUUCCAUGUUUGCCCAUUCCAUACUGCUCAAGUCAUAAUCAAUGAAAACUAUUCAUUAUCAAUAUGCCAUGUAGGAGUGGUUGUGAGUAAUUGACAGAUGUGCAUGGGUGAAGCGAGAGGUAAAAAACAAGAAGGUUCUGAGAGAGACAUUGCGUAGCCAUUUUGAAAUUAGCUCCACCUCCACUUCUUGGUCAGUUUUGUCAUAUUAGACUCCCUCCAAUAACAAUUAUCUGGGCUUUAAUCCAUGUGUUACUUGUUCAUAAGUUAGGAAAAUUAUAUAAAUGGAAAAAACACCAUGAAAUGAUUGUAAUAUUUGUAAAUUAUAUUGCUGUAAUGUGUAAAAUGUGUCCAAGUUAUUUUUUAUUAUAUUAUUUUUAUGAAAGGUUUUCUUCUGAGAGAACUGAGGUGUUAUUUUGUGAAUAAAAUGCAUUUAAUAAGCAAACAGCUAUAUAAUACAAUUAUAUAUCAGUAUAUUUUUAUUUUAUUUCACUGUUCGGUACUGUAAAGUGUGUUAAAAUUACAAAUAAAGGAAGAUUUUUUAUAAUAUAAGCAAAGAGAAAUGGCCUACUGGCUUGUAUUUGUUGUCUGUGUAGGCUACUGUGUGUGCUUAGUAAUUGUAUCAGAGAUUUUAAAAAAGGAGUAGACUAAAAGGUCAAGGUCUUCAAUAGUCUGGUUUAUUGUGGUUUAUAAAGUGAAUGUGAAUACUGUGCUUCCACACCAUAUUUUUAUUUUGAGAGAAUCAAUGUAUGAGUAGACCUACAUGUUUAUCAAAGACGAUCUAAGCGAUUAGUAAGAAUGGGCUACAAAGACUUCCAUUGCACACCAUGAGGAUUCUCAAUACAUAUGAUAAGCCCCAUUGCAGGAAUUGAUGGACUCAUUUCAGCCUGACAGUUUCAGGCUAUGCUAUCUAAUUAUUUGGCUUGCCUUGAUCAUAGCUACCUCUCUUAUAAUUAUGAAGUAUUUUCAGUGGUGGAAAAAGUACCGUAUUAUCUUACUUGAGUAAAACUAAAGAUUCCUUAAUAGAAAAUGAUUCAAGUGAAAGUCAUCCAGUAAAAGAGUACUAUGGUAGUAUUUGGUUAUUUUAAUUUUACCUCUUUUUCUCCCCAAUUUCGUGGUAUCCAAUUGUUUAGUAGCUACUAUCUUGUCUCAUCGCUACAACUACCGUACGGGCUCGGGAGAGACGAAGGUUGAAAGUCAUGCGACCUCCGAUACACAACCCAACCAAGCCGUGUUAUAUUCUCCUACAUUAAUUUCACAUUUCCACAAACUUCAAAGUGUUUCCUUUCAAAUGGUACCAAGAACAUGCAUAUCCUUGCUUCAGGUCCUGAGCUACAGCCAGUUAGAUUUGGGUAUGUCAUUUUAGGCAAAAAAAAAAAGAAAAGUGUACUUUAUACCACUAAGUAAAAUACUAAGUAUUUUGACAGACACGUCUGCAACCUCAAAUCCACAUAAC